UGUGCUGGCGAGGGAGUGGCGUGUGUCGUGAACAGGAAGACAGACGUGAGCCACAGGAAGUGGUCACAGUGCCAGAGAGGGACUCCCUCUGAUGGGAGGGGGCGAGUGACACUGAUGCUCCUGCAGAGGCGGCGAGAGAGACGCCACCUGCUCAUUCACACGCCGUCGGGUUUCCAUCACUUCAGAGGACAUCACAUGACUUCUGUUCAUUUCCUGCAGAGGAAACAAAACAGCUUCAUGGAUUUGUCAUCAUGAUAUUCGCCCCGUCAGUCCUCCCUUAUCUUCAGCCUUGGCCCCGCCCUCUUCUUCACCGCCUCCUGUCAGAGUUCUGGCCCAAUGGCUGCGCAGCGUCAUGCAGACGGCUGAGCACGAAGGGCCACGCCCCUCAGCCUGUGAUUGGUCAGGACUCGGUGCAGGUGUUAGGCCAGUCAUACCCGCGUGAUGACUUCACCAACGUCACUCCAAAGAUCUUGGAAAAGGUGGGCUGCAACCUCCACAACCAAUCCCAUCAUCCUCUCUGGCUGAUCAAGGAGCGCAUCAAAGCUCACUUCUACAGCUCGUACAUCGGCCGAUCGGGAAACCCCCUCUUCUCCGUCCACGACAACCUGAGUCCUGUGGUGACUACGGAGCAGAACUUUGACAGCUUGCUGAUCCCGCCCGGACACCCCAGCAGGAAACGAGGAGACAACUAUUACCUGAACAGGACGACGAUGCUUCGCGCUCACACCUCCGCCCACCAGAGGGACCUGGUGAGGGCGGGGCUGGAUGCCUUCCUGCUGGCCGGAGACGUUUACAGGCGGGACGAGAUCGACGCCAGCCACUACCCCGUCUUCCACCAGAUGGAGGGAGUGCGACUCUUCUCCAACCGCCAGCUGUUCUCCCGGGUGCAGAACGGCGGCGAGCUGUCUCUGUUCGAGCGAGGAGGGCGGCGGACUCCCGAGAAGCAGGAGACGCACACUCUGGAGGCAGUGAAGCUGGUGGAGUUCGACCUCAAACGCACUCUGACACAACUCGUCUCUUACCUGUUCGGAGCAGAUCUGGAGAUCAGGUGGGUCAACUGCUACUUCCCCUUCACUCACCCGUCCUUUGAGAUGGAGGUGCGUUUCCAGGGCGACUGGAUGGAGGUGCUGGGCUGUGGCGUGAUGGAGCAGGAGCUGCUAAACUCUGCGGGGGCGGAGGACAAGCUGGGCUGGGCGUUCGGUCUGGGCCUGGAGAGGCUGGCGAUGGUCCUCUACAGCAUCCCGGAUAUCCGGCUGUUCUGGAGUCAGGACGAGCGAUUCCUCAAACAGUUCAGAGUUCAGGACAUCCACCAACCCAUCUGCUUCCAGCCGCUCAGUAAGUACCCACCUCUCCAUAACGACAUCUCCUUCUGGCUGCCGGAUGACAAAGAGAGCGAGGCAGGCAGAGAGAGCUUCACGGAGAACGACUUCUACGAGCUGGUGCGCUCCAUUGGAGGAGACCUGGUGGAGAAAGUGUCUCUCGUGGACAAUUUUACACACCCAAAGACCGGGAGGCGGAGUCAGUGUUACCGCAUCAUCUACCGCCACAUGGAGCGAACUCUGACCCAGCAGGAGGUCCGACUCGUCCACCAGCAAAUCGAACAAGCUGCUGAGAGCGAGCUGGGCGUGCAGGGCCGAUUCUGACACACGCGCACACGCACACGCACACACACGCACACGCACACGCACGCACACACACACGCACACACACACGCACACACACACACACACACACACACACAUAAAUGUAUUUAUAUACCUCAGAGCUGUUAAGCAGCUUCGUCACAUCCCCGUAGCUGUGAGAUUUCACUGUGAGGGGAAACACGUUGAUUUCAAUAAAGACGUCACCGUCUUUGAUGCUGCGCACACACACACACACACACACACACACACACACACACACACACACACACACACACACACACACACACAUAUCAUCCUUUGCCGGCUCCUCCCAAGGCUGAAACAUUCACUUGUGUCACUUUUAAUUUCCCAAAAACCUGGUCAGCCGUUUGGACCUCGGCAGCUGCUCGGACUACAGAGAACAUCAGAGCAUCUUUAUCAUCCCUGCCUCGGAUAAUAAAUCCAUCAGACUGAGCCGAGCGCCGUCUGCACAUCCUUCGGAUGUUUUCCGGUUUGUUCCGUCGUUAAUAACGAGGUGGUGCUCGCCGGGCGGACGCAGAAACACCUCGCCGCGUUGAGACGUGACGGCCUCUGCAGCACAUGAGAAUGAGUCACUUUCAGUGAUUUGUGUUUCCAUCGUUAUUGUGACAAUGAUAUUCUGAGAUGCAGCCUGCAAAUUCAGCUUUUGGCUUCUUAUUUUUAAGUUUGCAAGAACAUGAUGUGUAGAUACAGAAAUAAAUCAGCAGCAGACGGAUGCAGGGGAAACUCUGCACCUGCAAAAGUUUCAGCAACUUCAGGAAGGCUUCAGCAGCGUGGGGGGUGGGCCUGUUCUGGUUUAAGUUAGCUGGACCGAACAGGGACCGCACUGACCUUUGACGCAGACCUCACUUCCAGGGGUUCAGGUUUGGGCUGGGGUAACGUUCGCCUGUUUGACAGAUGCUUUUCAAAAUGAGUGCCUGAGGUUCCAUCUUCUAGUCUCUGAAGAGUUUACCUGUUUAGCAAAAGGAACCAUAAUCUAACUCGAGAUGAGGCGACAUGGACGUCGGCAGGUCUUCGUGUCAUCCUCGUCCAAACAGUAAUCUCUAUAAACAGAUGUCAACAUCUGGACCUGUGGGCGAGCAGCCAGAAACUCUCUGAAGUCCACUGUGCUGAUGUUUGAGGAUGUUCGAAGGUGAAAAGGUCGAGAGCAAAACCACAGGUGGUCAUGUGAUAAGACGCAUCCCUAACCCUCCAACCACAGGCAACAUGUAGGAUCAGUGUUACUGUGAGGAGGUCAGAUCAUCUGCGUAUCUGCUGCUUCUGCUCAACUGAAGAAAGCUGAUGUGAAAUGAAAAUAAACGUGUUCUCAGCUCCUGCUGUGCAGCCGGUGUUUAUGGGCGAGCUCAGUAACAGGAGCUUCGUUUCAGAGGAGCGUUCCUGGAGACUCGAACAGCUUCAUGGUGCUUCAUCUGCUCACGUCAGAUUUCACUGAUGCGUUCAGCAUCUGCAGAACUCCCUGACAUUACAGUGUGAUCCUGUAAUGAGCACGUUUCCAUCAAACGCUGAUCGUGCUCCAGGUUUAGUUAGAAUAUGAAACCUCCCACUGGAUCAGGUCACACGUGUAAUCCCGUUCACAGCUUCAGAACAUGAAAUCCAGCAUCACCACCGGGAACGUCGGGAUGCUUUCCAAAGUCCGACGGACUCUCUCUGCGUCUCAGCGAACGAUGAGUUUGAUAUUUACAAACCAAAGUUUCCGUCUUUCUUUCCUUCAUGUACGAGAGCUUUAACGAGCCGCUGUCUGAGUUUAGAUACAAACAUUAAAAGUUUUUGGUCACGUU
Messenger RNA from Oreochromis aureus, 3439 nucleotides. RefSeq names its product phenylalanyl-tRNA synthetase 2, mitochondrial (gene fars2). Gene Ontology annotation, cellular component: mitochondrion; cytoplasm. The transcript has 10 exons. Gene Ontology annotation, biological process: phenylalanyl-tRNA aminoacylation. The record is from RefSeq and is a predicted model, not a curated record. Gene Ontology annotation, molecular function: tRNA binding; phenylalanine-tRNA ligase activity; ATP binding. Bases 252 to 1643 code for a protein of 463 amino acids. Lineage: Eukaryota; Metazoa; Chordata; Actinopteri; Cichliformes; Cichlidae.